Molecule: messenger RNA, 1462 nt
Organism: Halteromyces radiatus
Lineage: Eukaryota; Fungi; Mucoromycota; Mucoromycetes; Mucorales; Cunninghamellaceae
Product: cytochrome P-450 cyp509A1
Exons: 6
Coding region: 1-1335 (444 amino acids)
Molecular function (GO): iron ion binding; heme binding; oxidoreductase activity, acting on paired donors, with incorporation or reduction of molecular oxygen
Source: RefSeq, a predicted model, not a curated record
AUGAUCCGUAACAACAAUGGUGUUUAUGUUCGAUGGGAUAGAAAUGGUUGGGUGGUCUCCGUUGCUAAUCCUGAAGCUGUGAAGCAGUUAUUUAUGAAGUCAGAUAUUUUCCCUAAAAUCGAUAUGAAUGGUUUUGAUGGUACUCUCUUCAAUCGGUUCGUUGGAACCUCCAAUAUUUUAUUAGUCAAUGGUCAAGAUUGGAAAAAACAUCGAAAGCUUGCCAAUCCAGCUUUCCAUAGAUCUAUGCCUGUGAAACUUUUUGGUGAAGCCGCUCAUAAUCUUUUUACCUAUUUGAACAAGGAAUAUCCCAGUGAUAGCUUCUCAGUGGAUUUUGGAUAUCUUAUGGAAUGCCUAACAUUGGAUAUCAUUGGUUUAGCAGGAUUUGGUUUUAGUUUCAAUGCCGUUACCGACAAGGACAGCGAAUGGAAAAAAGUAUAUGAUGAAAACACUCGCAAUCUUCGUGAUCCUAUGUAUGCACUUUUUCCUAUCCUGGAACAAAAAUUUUUAUGGCUUUUCCCCAAACGUCAACAAGCUCACAAGACACUGGACAAGUUUUUGGGUAUGCUCAGUGGAAUCGUGGAACAUAAACGACGAGUUCUUCGUGAAAAUGUCGACAAUGGCGUGGAAGAAGCUGAAAAGGAUUUAUUAACUCUGAUGCUUGAAAGUGAACUUCGUGGUGAAGGUGUUCUGACCAAUGAUGAACUUAUGGGUGAUUUGGGUAUUUUCUUUGUUGCUGGUCACGAUACUACUGCUUUUGCAUUAACAGCUGCUGUUUACUACUUGGCCAAACAUCCUGAUAUCCAAGAAAAGGCUCGUCAAGAAGUCAAUAACGUUCUUUGUCCUGAUGGUGAACCCAAAGAGGAUAUUUUGGUGACCGCCGAACAAACCAAGGAAUUUGUGUAUCUGAACCAAAUUAUCAAGGAAGUCUUGCGUUUAAAUGGAUCUGUUGUUACUCUUGUUACUCCUAGACGAGCAACGGAAGAUGUUAUUAUCUCUGGUGUGAUGAUACCCAAGAAUACGCUGGUCAACGUCAAUAUAUAUGAUUUACAUCACAAUCCUGAUGUGUGGACUAAUCCGGAAAUGUUCAAUCCUGAUCGUUUUGCUCCUGGUGCUGAAGCAGAUCAAAAGAUUGGUGCUGGACUAUCAUGUGGAUCAAGAGUUUGCAUUGGUCAAAACUUCAGUCUUAUGGAACAACGUGUGAUUUUGGCUGGUUUACUGAGAAGGUACACCUGGAACCUCCCAAGCAACUCACCUCAUGCUGACAAAAUCAUCACUGGCAACAGUCUUAUCAUGAGCGCAAAGAAACUCAAUAUCGAAUUCCACAAGCGGUUUUGAAGAUAGAAUAUUCUCUUUUUACAAUUACUCUCAAAUACAUUUAGUCCUCUAUCGUUAUGUAGUUAGUUGGUGUCAUUAUAGUUGUAUAUUUUAUUCCCAUUUUAUCUAGAAUAGUGUACUUUUUUAU